AUGUCAUCAGAUUCCGAUCGUGCCAAAGAUCAAGAUCAUGUCUUUAAAUUAAUUAAAGAUAUUCAAUUUGCUAUGUUGACAACAACAGAUGAAGAUGGUAGUCUUCGUGCACGCCCUAUGGCAUAUAAACAAGGUGAUAGUGAUUCAAAAACUGAACUUUGGUUUUUCACACGAACAGAUUCGUCUAAAGUGCCAGAAAUCAAGAAACAUUCGCACGUUAAUGUGUCAUUCAGUAAUCCAUCUCACCAAUCGUACGUCAGUAUUAGUGGACGUGCGGAAGUUAUCAAAGAUAAAGCUAAAGCAAAAGAACUAUGGAAUCCAUAUUUAAAAGCUUGGUUUCCACAAGAACUCGAUGACCCUCAUCUAGGUUUACUUAAAGUAACUAUUGAAGGAGCUGAAUAUUGGGACUCAGCAUCAUCCAUCAUGGUUCGAGCUGUUGGCUAUGUCAAGGCGGCUUUUGGUGAUGGAUCAACUCUCGAAGGUGAAAACAAGAAAAUACUAACUAGCUUUACACUAUUUUCUCCACGUUUAUGUACAUGUAUUUCGUAUACAUUAAAAUAA
This is a messenger RNA of Adineta ricciae, 561 nucleotides long. Lineage: Eukaryota; Metazoa; Rotifera; Eurotatoria; Adinetida; Adinetidae. The record is from the annotation of a GenBank genome assembly.